AUUCGUCAUGUCAUUCUUAUCCAAGGCUGGUGAAAGAUUCAAAUUGAAUCUUAAAAGAGUCCCAAAGUUUAGACUUGGUCAAUAUGAAAAACUUCAAAAUAAAAGUCAUCCACCAUUUUUAAGACCUGAUGUUAAAAUAGAUAUUCAAGCUGAUAAUUCCAUUCCAACUGAUUUCUCAAAAUUGAAAUACCUAGUUGGUGAUAGAGUAAUGAUUGUCAAAGGUCCUAAAAAGGGUAGUAUUUGUAAAGUGAGUCGUCAUGUUGAAGGUAAUGGUUAUAUAUUGGAUGAAAAUGGACCAACAAAUACAGUUGCAAUUCCAAAAAUGUUUUGGCAAGAAGGUCAAAAAUCUCAUAUUGUCACAUACCCAAGAGCCGUUUCAGGUGACAACUUGAGAUUAGUUGCAGAGAUUGAAGAUGAAAAAACUGGUCAAAUGAAGACUGUUGCAGUUGAAAAUUUAGAAUUUAAAGGCCAAUAUUAUGAUGAAGAUUAUAAAAAAGUGCUGAAAUAUAGAACAGUCAAAGGUCAAAAUGACCUACAUAUCCCAUAUCCAAGACCUGAUCCAAAAGAGGAGGGCCAAUUAUGCACAGAGGUUGAUAACGUUAGAGAACGUACUUAUUUCGUUGAAUCAGCUGUUAAAAGUUCAAUCCCAGAAGAUGCUCUACUCACAAUAAGAAACCCACAUUCUAAAUACAGACGUGCCAAAUUGACUAAAUUGGAUGUCAAGAGAUUGACACCACCAAGUAUGCCAUUAUCAGAAACAAGAAAGGCAUACUGGAAGGAAAAGAGAGAGUUGAGUAAAUUACCAAAGGUUAAUAUUACUGAUGAAAUGAAGGCAUUCUUGGGUGCAAAGAUUAGAGAACACGAAAAAGUUAAAGCUAAACAAUUUGAGGAAGUUUCAAAACUAUGAAGAAAUGAGAAAAUAAGAGACUACACUUGUAAAUAUGAUCACCAAAAUAUAAAGAAAUAUUUUUAGAAAUGUAUAUUUUUUCAUGAUUGGGGUGGCUUAUUAGUAGUUUUCAAAUCGUUUUCAUGUAAUCUAGCACUUUUAAUCUCAAAUUUUGAUAUUCUUAGC
Molecule: messenger RNA, 1072 nt
Organism: Hansenula anomala
Lineage: Eukaryota; Fungi; Ascomycota; Saccharomycetes; Phaffomycetales; Wickerhamomycetaceae
Gene: MRPL40
Product: mitochondrial 54S ribosomal protein uL24m MRPL40
Exons: 1
Coding region: 8-907 (299 amino acids)
Source: RefSeq, a predicted model, not a curated record